AUGGAGGCCUUGCUAAGCCGACGCGACGAACAUGUCCUGGACAAGAUCAAGGACCCCGAGUCAAACCCUAUGACGGCCGUCCUGGUCGACGCCUCUCUUCCCAAGGACCCUGCCAUCACGGACAUGGCAGUGUAUGAACGUGUGUCGAAGAGGGAAAAGGAAAUCAUCUUGUCCAUGCAGCAGCUUGAGAUGCAGCUAGCCGGUGUGAAGGCGGCGCAGACGACACCAGAUGCAGUGCAAGGCUACAAGACUUGCAUUUCCCGUCUCGGCGAUCUGAUAUCAGACUUCCCACAAUACGCCAGUGCUCGCAACAACCGAGCCCAGGCACUCAGGAGACUGUAUGGCAAUGCGAUCUUGGUGGAGACCGCAGACCCGCAAGCUCUUGUAAGGGAUGCCAGCGCAGCUGAGAAGUCGGAGGCUGCCAUGACCGUCAUGGCGGAUCUAGACAAGGCCAUCUCCCUGUUGACGCCUCGAAGCCUCUUCGGGUCCAUCUCGCCGGUAGCUGGAAAGACUCUCUCCCUGGCGCAUACACAGCGAGCGGCACUGUAUCACAUGACGGCCAAGUGCUUCGCCGCCGGUCGGCUGGAUCUAGGAGACAGGCAGGAGCGAGGGUGGGACAAGAUAGAUUUUGAAGCAGCAGCAUCGCGAGACUUUGCGCUGGGUGGUCGGUACGGUAAUGAGAUAGCGAAGGGCCUGGCUGUUGCCACGAAUCCCACCGCGAAGCUAUGUGGCCAGAUAGUCCGUGAGGCCAUGAAGAAAGAGUACGGCCCCGCGUUCGAGGGAGUGUGA
Molecule: messenger RNA, 789 nt
Organism: Neoarthrinium moseri
Lineage: Eukaryota; Fungi; Ascomycota; Sordariomycetes; Amphisphaeriales; Apiosporaceae
Exons: 1
Coding region: 1-789 (262 amino acids)
Biological process (GO): cilium assembly
Source: RefSeq, a predicted model, not a curated record